AUGCUGUUACGAGGUCUACUGCCGGGAGUGCGACAGUGCAUCGUAGCGAUACGUCGUGAGUUCACUGCUACUCCGUCUCUUUCUGCGAUUCCUUUUGUCAUCGAAAAUGAGGGACGGGGCGAACGUUCAUAUGACAUCUACAGUCGACUGUUGCGAGACCGCAUAGUAUGUGUCAUGACGCCGGUGGACGACUUCGUUGCGUCUUCUGUGAUUGCGCAGCUGCUAUUCCUUCAAAGCGACAGUAGUAAGAAGCCAAUCCACAUGUACAUUAAUAGUCCAGGUGGCAGUGUUACUGCAGGACUUGCUAUAUAUGACACAAUGCAAAUGAUCACUCCUCCUGUCGUUACGUGGUGUGUGGGCCAGGCGUCUAGUAUGGGCUCAUUACUUUUAUGUGCGGGUGAGAAAGGAAUGCGAACUGCAUUACCGAAUUCUCGGAUAAUGGUCCAUCAACCUAGCGGAGGAGCGCAGGGCACAUGCUCUGAUAUUAUUAUCCGUGCAGAAGAGAUUCAACGUUUAAAAAAGCGUACUCAGGAAAUAUAUGUCCAUCACACUGGACAAACUUACGAGGUGAUCCAAGAGACCCUGGACCGCGAUCGCUUCAUGAGCGCAUACGAGGCGAUGAAAUUCGGAAUCGUUGACAAAGUCGAGUCACAUAAGGGAUCA
This is a messenger RNA of Cooperia oncophora, 663 nucleotides long. The record is from the annotation of a GenBank genome assembly. NCBI's taxonomy places the organism in Eukaryota, Metazoa, Nematoda, Chromadorea, Rhabditida, Trichostrongylidae.